This is a messenger RNA of Enterobius vermicularis (human pinworm), 1680 nucleotides long. The record is from the annotation of a GenBank genome assembly. Lineage: Eukaryota; Metazoa; Nematoda; Chromadorea; Rhabditida; Oxyuridae.
AUGGAUAUUGACGUGGACGAAGACAGUCAGAUGAUGUUUGCCGAACACUCCGAAAAUGCUGCUGACAAUGGUCGUAGUGGAAUUUCACGACAGUGUGCUGUAUGCGGUGAUUCUCCAGCCAAAGUUCAUUACGGUGUAUUGGCAUGUUUUGGAUGCAAAGGCUUCUUUAGACGUGCUGUAAAAGAUGGUCAAAACAAAUACGUUUGUCGUUAUGACAAGAAGUGUAAAGUUGAUAAAUCAGUAAGACCGGAUCGUGAUCAAACUGGCAAGCAGCGUAUUGCUCGAUUAACAAAAGUUCAAAAAAAGAUCAUUUCGCCAAACAUGACACUGCGAAACGAAGUAAGACGGAGCAUCAAAGAAGAUGUUUCAGGAGAUGACUGGACUAGAAACUUAAACUUAGACCUUAGGAAAGUUCUAGUCGAUCUAAUAAAUUUGGAUGUGAGUAUACAGAAGUCAACUAGUACCAUCACCACAGAUGUUCCAACCACCAGUUCUUUACGCCGUCUACUUGUCCAACGCACCUCUCAAGCCAAUAAGACGUUAUCUCCAACUACUUCACAACAAGCUGUACUGGCUGUAUCUGACCUGUCCGUCACGUCAUUUUGGAGAUUAACGCAAAUUAUCAAUUGGAUAUCCGGUUUGUGCAACAUUGCAGAAGCUGAAAGUGAAGAAAAAGUGUUCACCAUUGACGAUCAACUUGCCUUGCUGAAACACUGCUUCUCUUCUUACACGAUUUUUACGUUAGCAGCGAAGAAUGCUACCUCAUCGACAAACUCGGACAUUUUCUGUUUGUACGGCUGCAAUGACAAGUCCGACAAAACAGGAAAGAACGAUUUAGUAACGCGAACGUUAACUGAAUUUGUGGCACCUCUACGUCGUCUAACACCAUCGGAUGCCGAGCUCGUAGUGCUAAAAGCUAUCAUUACAAUGAAUCCAGCUGAUGCAGUACAGCAAAAUUUACGCAUUCAGAAUGCAAAACCGACAACUCCAGAAGAAGUUAGUUCGUACAAAAAUGUGUUGUAUGAACUAUUUUGCCCGCUCGAUGAAGAAAUUAGCAACAACCUGCAAGAUUACUCAGAGCUCUCUGACCGGUCUGACUACGAAGUUGAUCAAAUGAGUAGACUGCCAAACAUUAUCCACACACGUACAUCUCCUACUACAGCAGAUUCACAGCUGCCAGCACCAUGCCCUUCAGCAUUCUCAACUCCAUCUCCACUACGUUCAGAAUCUUCAUUUACUGUCAAAGAAGAAACAUCGGCUCUUUUGAAAACUGCAACGGCUUUAGGAGGGAUCUCUACAAAAGAUUUGAUAUCGCAAGCGGUAACAAUUACUGAUCCAACUACGCAGUACGGUCAGUAUUUGACAGCCACUUACGCAAAUACGCUCUCUUCAUCACCAAGCAGCCUCUUCGCUCGUCCGUCAACUUUACCAUUCAUCCGGUCUGUUGAUACGCGGAACAACAUGAGUCGACCAGGAACCGAAGCAACUAAGACAGUGUUGACAGCAGUGCCAAAACUUCCGCUACAGUUUACAAAGUCUAUGGAAGAAAUGCUGAAACCGCCAGGCCAGACAGAAGAAGCUUGGAAUCGACCACUUGGAAACGACUGGGCAAACGGUAUGACAACGCCUAACAAAGAAAUAGUUGCCCAUUUUUUUCCUGAAUGUGCCGAUGCUAUAUGA